AUGCAACAGCCUGCGGUUCGCAUUUUGUCCUCAAGCGUCCUCGCCAAGAAGGUAGGAGGGACUUAUUAUGACGACCCACUGGACGAAGUCUACGCGAUGCAACGUGCCCGCGCCCUCGGUGUCAAUGUUCCUGCCUUCCGCCGCUUGGUCCCGAUUGACGACUUCGGGUCCUACUACCUUGUCAUGGAGCGCGUUAUUGGGGACACGCUCGAGCAAUUGUGGCGAAGCAUGAGCCUGUGGGGGACGCUGCGCGCCGCCUGGCAGUUGCGUGGCUACCUGCGCCUGCUUCACACCGUCACCGCACAGACGACUGGCGGUCUACACUCUGGCCGAACACGCUCUAUCUGGCUGGAUGACCAACGUGGUCCCGUUCGACACGCCUCUCCUGCCGCCUUCGUCGGCUACCUGAACUGGUGGCUGGUAAACUGCCGCCCCGAGUAUUGCACGUCAUACCCCGAGCUCGUCCUCAAGCCGGCCAAGGACCAUAUCCUCGUACACCAGGAUCUCGCCCCCCGCAACAUGAUCCUGGACUCUCACGGAACGCUCUAUCUCGUCGACUGGGGUAUCUCGGGGUUUUACCCAGAGUACAUGGAAUACUUUGGAAUAGAUGCGACAUCGUCGCUCUGCUCGAUGCAGUGGCUGAGGGAACGGACAUGGGCGGCAUGGUGGGGGCGUCUCAGGUGGUCAUUGUUUCGCUGGGUUGCAGCUGGCUCCGGUUCGCGUUUUCGGGACGCCUGGAAGGCCUUUGGUGUCAUCUCGAUACGCACGCAACACUUCAGAUUGGACAAGACACCAUUCUCGGACGAGCUAUAG
Molecule: messenger RNA, 813 nt
Organism: Trametes versicolor FP-101664 SS1
Lineage: Eukaryota; Fungi; Basidiomycota; Agaricomycetes; Polyporales; Polyporaceae
Product: kinase-like protein
Exons: 1
Coding region: 1-813 (270 amino acids)
Biological process (GO): protein phosphorylation
Molecular function (GO): protein kinase activity; ATP binding
Source: RefSeq, a predicted model, not a curated record